This is a messenger RNA of Rhodamnia argentea, 366 nucleotides long. Its product is annotated as cyclin-dependent protein kinase inhibitor SMR3-like. Bases 1 to 366 code for a protein of 121 amino acids. NCBI's taxonomy places the organism in Eukaryota, Viridiplantae, Streptophyta, Magnoliopsida, Myrtales, Myrtaceae. Gene Ontology annotation, biological process: regulation of DNA endoreduplication. The transcript has a single exon. The record is from RefSeq and is a predicted model, not a curated record.
AUGUCCACCGAUCUCCAAGCCCUCAACCACCAAACCCUAACCUUACCCUCGAUCCACACUCAAAACCCUGAUGAGCAAUUCUCCGAUCCGGUAGCUCGGCCGAGUGGGAACGGCGAGGAUGGCAGCGGCGGCGAAUUUUGCCGAACGCCGACAUCCGAGAAGCACAGGAUCCCCGCGGCCCUCCGCUGUCCUCCCGCGCCGAAGAAGCCGAGAUUCUCUCGCUCCACCUCGUGCAGGCGGAAGCUGUCCGAGCUGGAUUUCUUCGACGUCGUGAACCGCCGUGAGGUCGACACUUUCUUUGAGCUGGCUGCCGCUGCCGCUGCCGCCGGCAGAGUUUCGAAAAGGAGACGCCCCCUUGUGGAAUGA